ACGCUGCUGAUGGCUCAUGCCCUGAGACGGAUCCUCUACUCCACGUGGAGGCCCACAGACUGUCAGUUUGCCUUUGUGUCACGAAAUCCACGCAGCCCAGCUAGCAAGCUCUUCUGCCACCUCUUUGUGGGGAGCCAACCUGGAGAGGUCCAGAUCUUGCACCUGCUUCUGUGCCGCUCGUUCCAGCUCUACUACCUCCUCAUGCACCCCGAGGAGCAGGCCAAGCCCCCUACUAGCCCUGCCCCGGGGGAGCCAGGGAGGCUGCUAGGAGUGCCCCUGGGGGCCGGAGUGGUGAGAGAGCCACUCAAUCCAGAGGAGGUUUCCCAGAAUGUCAACGCGCUGGUGUCCUUCCGCAGGCUCCCCUGUCCCACCGACUCGGGCUCCUUGGGCAGCGUGGAGAGGAGACUGGAACUGGAGGAGAGGGAGGAUGUGGGGAGCUCUCGCCCAUGGAAUCCAUACUGCUCCCCGAUCCUGGUGCGCAAGAAGGCAAUUCGCAGCAAGGUCAUCCGCUCGGGGGCUUAUCGGGACUGCAGCUAUGAGGUCCAGCUUCAUCAGUCUGCCCGGGAAAUGUUUCACACAGGCUGGGAUAACAAGGGUGGCAAGAGUAACUUGGUUUACCUGACAGAAAAUGAGAGCAUCCUGAUGGAGAACACCUGGUCUUUUGCUGGGAUUGCCAGGGACUGUGGGAUCACGCUCCUGAGGAAAGACGUUCUAGGAGCCUUCCUCCUUCGAGCAGAGCCAGGAUCAGCCAAUCAGUGGUGCCUGUCAGUGAGAACACAGUGCGGUGUCAUCCCUUACAACAUCUUCAAAAACCAUCAGGGGAAGUACUGCGUGGAGCAUUUGAACGCCGAGUUCCCCUGCAUGGAGGCGCUGUUGGAACAUUACUCCGGGAUCCAAGGGGGGUUUUUCUGCUGUCUGACUGCAGGCCGCAUGAACCACUGCUACGAAGAGCAAGACUGUGCUGUGGAGAAUGGCUGGAGGGAGGAGUUGAGUCCGCGACCGACCCAGUGGGUUUGCAGCCCCAGCAAAUCUCCAGUAGUCCAACAGGAGCUCGGCUAAUGUUUGCUCAGGGCUUUGAGACGUUUCUGGCAGAUGCGUGGAAUUGUGCUAACUCAGCCCCACUGUCCAAGCUGCCCUUCAAGGUCCUUCA
Messenger RNA from Alligator sinensis (Chinese alligator), 1150 nucleotides. RefSeq names its product SH2 domain containing 5 (gene SH2D5). Gene Ontology annotation, cellular component: postsynaptic density. The transcript is spliced from 7 exons. Lineage: Eukaryota; Metazoa; Chordata; Crocodylia; Alligatoridae. Bases 10 to 1059 code for a protein of 349 amino acids. The record is from RefSeq and is a predicted model, not a curated record.